AUGAGCUCAGAGCACAAAAUGAGAAUUUACAGCGCGAGAUCCAGCAACUACGUUCUUUCUUUGUUCAAUCAUGAAGAGGGUUUUCCAGAUGUUGUAAAUCGGCUCCAUCUGCUCGGGCCUGGUCCAGAAUAUUCCCAAACUCGACAUUUGUCAAAGUCAAGUAAUAUUUCUCGACCACCGCAUUUCCUGCUUGAGAACACACGAGCGUUUUACCUGCGUGGGGUGACAGACUUUUCAAAAUUUUGGUCAUCAAUAUGGCCAAUAUUCAUGGAGAAACAGUUUCUUUCUGCCUUCCACAGGGUUUUCGAUCUUGUUGAGACCCACGACCCUAACCUGUCACCUUCUGACUAUGUUAUCCUGAGACAAAUAUUUCUUGUCCUCUCUAUUACAGCGUGGCAGAAUCGCUCACCCACGGAGUGCAAUUCAUACUACCUCAAUGCCUUGGAAUGUUCCCGGUUAACAACCGCAUCCGAAAACGAGGGCCUUGCAGGACUUCAGUCCCUGCUUUUGACUUGUCUAUAUCUUCAGCUCACACGGAAACAUGAGGAAUGGAUUCAGACAGCUGGUCAGGCUGUUCGUCUCGCGCAAUCUCUAGGACUCCAUCGGCAUUCUAGGCGUUUCCGCUUUUGCGCUGGGGAAAUGGAAUUAAGAAAACGGAUGUGGUGGUGCGUUUACGCAGUGGACGUCGCGUGCAGCGUAGUACAUGGCUUGCCGAAGCUGAUCCAAGACGAUGACGUGGAUACCGACCUGCCUAUUGACACGGAUCUCGACGAUGUGACUGCCUCUGACAUACCGCUCCCGCUACCGGGAGAGACAACAAGCAUGGCUACCUUUAUCCUUUACGUCAAGCUGCUCAGACUUUUCUCUAGCUGCCUCAAGUCGCUAUAUACCACUACUAAGCGGCGAAAUGGUGUCGCCAAAAUUACCGCAUUGGACCACGAGCUCUCGGUGUGGCACCAUAGCGUAGUCCGAUUCCAAGGCAGUGGGAUGAAAGAGAACGACGAUGCUCUACCGGACACCCUUCACAUCAAUUCAUCAGGUCAAUCGUUCGAGACACUGUUUCUACACUUCUUAGGAAACGUGGCUGUUGUGCUAAUUCACCAGCCAGCAUUGACAUUUGACCCGAAACACCCCCAAUUCAUGAAGAGCUUGUCAAGAUGCGUUCGUGCAGCACUCAAUAUACUCGGCCUUUUGGAAAGCAGUCAUGAUGGCCAACGACUUCAUUGUCUUUUUCCGAACAAGUCAUCAAUAGUCUUCCAGUCGACGCUAUUGUGCUUCUACCAUCAAUGGAUGUGCAUAUCAUUUUCGUUAACACCAAGUCACAAUCUCAACCCACUGAUGGGUAGGAUAGUAGAUACUGCCCUCAAGCUGCUCGAUAAGCACAAGGCGGAACUGGUUGCUCCUGAUACCGGGCCAAACACAUGUAUUGACAUCGAAACUAUCUCAGCUGCUGAAGACCUAGUUCGAUUGUUUUCCAGACGCUUGGAUAAUGCAAGACAUGCGUCUGUGUCAAUUGAAGGGACUCCUUCUAUGGCCCAAAAUUCUCUUCCAACAUCAACAUUCCCGCCGCAAGCUGAUCUGGGUGGCCAUGAACCGGCGAAUUUCGAAAGUGAGUCACCAAUGGCGACGAUUCCUCUUGACUUUGGAAUAUGGGAUCACGAUAUCCUCGAUUUUGACUGGCCUUGA
Aspergillus niger is the source of this 1686-nucleotide messenger RNA. RefSeq lists its product as uncharacterized. The record is from RefSeq and is a predicted model, not a curated record. The transcript has 3 exons. Gene Ontology annotation, molecular function: DNA binding; zinc ion binding. Bases 1 to 1686 code for a protein of 561 amino acids. Lineage: Eukaryota; Fungi; Ascomycota; Eurotiomycetes; Eurotiales; Aspergillaceae. Gene Ontology annotation, biological process: DNA-templated transcription.